UUAAUCCUAAAAUGGUCCUCCGUGCUAUAAAAGAAUCCCCAGACGAGUUUUCUCUCGCGACAAACCCUCCGUGGUCACUGUGGGAGAGGGAGAGGGAGAGAGGAGGGGCAGAUAGAAGCCAUGGUCUCGUUGAAGCUCCAGAAGCGGCUCGCCGCGAGCGUGCUCAACUGCGGCAGAGGGAAGGUCUGGCUCGACCCUAAUGAGAUCAAUGAAAUCUCUAUGGCCAAUUCUAGGCAGAACAUCAGGAAACUGGCAAAGGAUGGUCUCAUAAUCAAGAAACCAACAAAGAUCCACUCUCGUGCCCGAGCAAACAGAAUGAAGGAGGCCAAGAGGAAGGGUCGCCACUCCGGAUAUGGUAAGCGCAAGGGUACCAGGGAGGCAAGGCUGCCAACCAAAAUCCUCUGGAUGAGGAGAAUGCGUGUGCUUAGGCGUUUGCUCCGUAAGUACUGGGAAUCAAAGAAAAUUGACAAGCACAUGUACCAUGACAUGUACAUGAAGGUGAAAGGUAAUGUAUAUAAAAACAAGCGGGUCCUCAUGGAGAGUAUUCAUAAGUCAAAGGCUGAAAAGGCAAGAGAGAAGACUCUUUCUGAUCAGUUUGAGGCCAAGCGUGCUAAGAACAAGGCAAGCAGGGAGAGAAAGAUAGCCAGGAGAGAAGAACGGUUGGCACAGGGUCCUGGAGAGAGGGCACCACCAGUUGCUGCACCACAACCAGCAGAGGGGGGCAAAAAAUCCAAGAAGUGAGAAGUGAAACAUCUCCACGAUGAACACUGAAUACGGUUCCUUCUUGUGGAUUGUCUUUCAAUUAUAAAGAAUUGAGCCUUGGAAUUCUAAUUGUUAUUUUGUUCUUUUUUUUCUUAAUUUCUUGAUGAUGUAUUUGUUACAUUUCUCAUGUCUUCUAAGACAUGAGAAUUUUGAACCGCACUUGAAUUAGUAGAAGUACAGUUAUCUUUUA
Molecule: messenger RNA, 952 nt
Organism: Juglans microcarpa x Juglans regia
Lineage: Eukaryota; Viridiplantae; Streptophyta; Magnoliopsida; Fagales; Juglandaceae
Product: 60S ribosomal protein L19-1-like
Exons: 5
Coding region: 121-741 (206 amino acids)
Biological process (GO): translation
Cellular component (GO): cytosolic large ribosomal subunit; ribosome
Molecular function (GO): structural constituent of ribosome; RNA binding
Source: RefSeq, a predicted model, not a curated record